Messenger RNA from Zingiber officinale, 1508 nucleotides. Its product is annotated as UPF0481 protein At3g47200-like. The transcript is spliced from 2 exons. The record is from RefSeq and is a predicted model, not a curated record. NCBI's taxonomy places the organism in Eukaryota, Viridiplantae, Streptophyta, Magnoliopsida, Zingiberales, Zingiberaceae. The coding region runs from base 121 to 1383 and encodes 420 amino acids.
ACUCAGAAGGCUAGGCCUGACCAAUUUGUCAUAUAUAUAUAUAGCUGGUGAAAUCUUAAUUUCCUUCUCUCCAUUGUUGGACGAAGAUGUGAAUAUCGCCAGGCAGCUACUUGAGUUCUAAUGAAGAACAAAGAUAGUACUUCUGCGAUCAACAUAGAUGCGAAAUGGGAAAGAAAAUUAGAAAAUAAUGCAAUCUACCAAGCUCCGAGGCGAGUUAAGCAUCAAAAUCCAACAAUCUUUAAAGUCUUGAAUGUUUUUCGAGAUGUCGAGCCUGGUGCCUAUGAUCCGAUGAUUGUCUCACUCGGACCUUACCACCAUCACCAGCCUCGCCUUCAAGCCACGAAUCAGCUCAAGCGGCUCUUGCUCAACAAAUUGUUGGAAAAGGGUCAUGAAAAAAGUCUGAGGAACUAUCUCAUACUUAUCAAGGAAAAUGAAACCAAAGUGCGAAGGACUUACUCAGAGGCACCGAUCGACAUGUGCGAAGAACAAUUCGUCGAGAUGAUGUUGCUGGACUCUGUGUUUGUCAUCAUGAUCUUGUGGUUUUGGAAGAAUGAGGGAUUGGAAGCUAUAGAAGACCCAAUCUUUAGGAGCGGACAACGAAUUUUGAUAUUAUUGGCACGAGACAUGUUGCUAGUGGAGAAUCAACUGCCCUUCUUUUUGCUUGAGGCUUUGUUUGACAAAGCAUUCCCCGAUAAAUGCGGCAAGCUAAAAUCAUGGAUAAGUCAAUUCUUCAGUAGAUUUAUGGGUAAUGAGCACACAUUACUCAAUCUUUAUAAUGUAACAAUUCACCACAUCCUCCAUCUUCUUUAUUCAUGUAAUAUUGUGCCAUUAAUCACAAGUAUUGAUGUUGUUGCUCCAACGGUGCUUGAGGACCUGAGGUUGGGACGGGUCCCAAGUGUGACUCAAUUGGAGGUGACAAGAAUAAAGAUCAAGAGGAAACAAAAGGCAACUACUUUCUUAGAUAUCACCUUCAAGAAAGGGGUUCUAGAGAUCCCCCAGAUCGAGAUUGACGACGACACUAACGUUCUCUUUAGGAACCUCAUUGCAUUUGAGCAGUGCCAAAAUAACCCCAUUUGCAAUGCCAUUUCGACCUAUGUCUGGUUCCUGUCUUGCAUCGCUGAAACUGUCGCAGACGUCGAACUACUCCAGCGGAAAGCCAUCAUCAUCAACAGGCUUGGGAGUAAAAAGGAAGUAGUCAAGCUCUUCAGAAAGCUCUGCAAGGAGGUGGUGGUCGACAUCCAAAACUGCUACAUUUCGAGCGUCUUCAAGGAGAUAGCGCGAUAUCAACAAAUGAAAUACGUGGUAUGUAGAUGUGCAUCACAGAUGCGAUGCUUUUCUAAAUCCUUGGUCAUGUCACUAGUUUGCUCCUUGUCAUUGCAAUAAUGCAAUUAGCCUUACUAGUGUUUCAUUGUAAAUGACAAUAUUUUUGUAAAUAGGAAGUAUUAUUAAGUCUCUUGUAAAGCUAAAUAGUUCUUAUUGUGCUAUAAUUUGUAAGAGAUAAAGUGCGA